Penicillium odoratum is the source of this 1044-nucleotide messenger RNA. RefSeq names its product porphobilinogen deaminase. Gene Ontology annotation, molecular function: hydroxymethylbilane synthase activity. Gene Ontology annotation, biological process: heme biosynthetic process. The coding region runs from base 1 to 1044 and encodes 347 amino acids. Gene Ontology annotation, cellular component: cytoplasm. The record is from RefSeq and is a predicted model, not a curated record. The transcript is spliced from 2 exons. Lineage: Eukaryota; Fungi; Ascomycota; Eurotiomycetes; Eurotiales; Aspergillaceae.
AUGCCAGACGACACUUCAAUUGAUACAAAGCUGGUAAUUGGAACUCGCAAUUCCAAAUUGGCACUAGUCCAAGCCGAACGGGUUUCCAAAGCCUUAUCCAGCGCUCACCCCCACAUCAGCUUCCCAUGGAAAACCAUCUCAGUCAGGGGAGACGUGGAUAAGACAAGCCCGUUCCUGAAAUUUGGCGGUCCCUCCGAUGCCGCCAAAAAUAUUUGGACAGAAGAGAUGGAGGCCAAACUUUGCGCUGGCGAGUUGGACCUGCUUGUGCAUUGUUUGAAGGAUAUGCCCACUCGUCUACCGAGCGAAUGCAUUUUAGGUGCGAUAAUUCACCGUGAGGAUCCUACCGAUGCAUUUGUAAUCAAGGCAAGCCUGCAAGAGCGGUAUACCGAUCUUGACCAAUUGCCCGCGGGAUCGGUGAUUGGUACCAGUUCCACUCGCCGGAAGGCGCUCCUCGGAUACAAGUACCCUCAUUUGAAAGUGCAAGAAUGUCGUGGGAACAUUGAUACUCGACUCCGGAAACUCGAUGAUCCGGAGGGGCCUUUUACAGCUAUUAUCAUUGCAACUGCUGGCUUGAACCGGAUCAAUAUGGCUAGUCGCAUCACAAAGCAUCUGCCUCCGUCUGAAUUUCCCUAUGCAAUUGGGCAAGGGGCUUUGGGUGUUGAGAUUCGCAAGAAUGAUACUGAGACCUUGCGCAUCAUACAAGCCAUUGAAGAUCCUCUCACACGAUGGAUCUGUAUGGCAGAGCGAUCACUGCUCCGCAGCCUCCAGGGAGGAUGCUCUUCUCCAGUCGCUGUUCACUCCAGAAUCGAAAAGCAAGAUAGUCAAUAUUCUCCCGGGGGUCGUAUACGAAUUGAAGGCACCAUCAUUCAUCCCCAUGGCUUGAGCCAGAUCUCGCAAAGCGCAGCUGCGGAUGUGACGAGUGACAGUGAAGCGGAGGCGCUUGGGAGAUUGCUUGCAAAGUGCCUGGAGGAUGCUGGUGGACGGGACCUUCUAGAUGAAAUCCGUCUUGUUCAAGGGAAGGAAUUCAAUAACGCUCAGAAUUAA